Dentiscutata erythropus is the source of this 1551-nucleotide messenger RNA. The record is from the annotation of a GenBank genome assembly. NCBI's taxonomy places the organism in Eukaryota, Fungi, Glomeromycota, Glomeromycetes, Diversisporales, Gigasporaceae.
AUGCUUCUACCGACCUUAAGUCCUUAUUUUACAAACUGGACCUCCAUUAUAUUAGCAUUACUUGUUAUUUAUGUAGCACACUUCUACUAUAAGUAUUUUACUCGUCAAAACCCAUUGCCAGGCCCUAUACCAAUUCCAAUUUUAGGAACCAUUCAUAUACACGGAAAAAAUCCUCAUUCAUGGUACAAAAAAAAUGCUGAAAAGGCGGGCACGAUUUGGGAAUUUUAUAUUGGCUUUCAACGUUAUAUAAUUAUCAACCAUGUUAAACAUAUUGAAAAAAUUUACAAACCAACUUUAACAUUUUUCAAACGACCUCCAAUUCCUUCAUUUGAAAAAUUAGGACUUGAUAAAGGAAUAUUUUUUAAUAAUGACCAUAAUUCGUGGCACCGAAAUCGUAAAUUAAUAGCUCGUGCAUUAUCAACGCCGAAAUUCUUUAGUGGAUUUGUAUUUAGUGUUCAAAAACUAUUCAAAGAAUCUGAGGAAAGAUGGAAUUUAACUAUAAAAGAUGGUAUAGAAUUUGACAUUAGUUUGUGGAUAAAGUUCUUCGCAACGGAUCUCGCGAUUAUUCAAAUCACAAAACUACCAUCUUGCAGUUUAGUUUCAUUUGACUCAAGUAAUGAAAUAGUUCGCUCAGAAGAAGAAAAAAAAUCAUUAGUGAUAGCUAAUUCCAUACAUACCUUUAUUGAAUCGCUUACAUUUUUUAUGCUUACUCCCUCAUUUAUAAUGAAUUACGUGCCUAGCUUUACAUCAUUCAGAAAGAAAAGCGAACGCAAUAUUGAUUUUAUUAAUAAUACUAUAAUAAAUAUUGUUAAUAAAAGAAAACAAGAACUUAAAGAAGGCGCAGAUCUAAGUUCGGAUUUAUUAGAUAGUUUGUUGAUGGCUCAUACUUUACAAAAUCCCGAAUAUAAUGAUGAUAGCGACAAUAUGGCACCGAUUACAGCUUAUGAAGUUAACGCUAUUUUAUGGGAUGUUCUAUUAGCCGGCAUUGGCUCGACCAAUGAUGCAUUCUGUUUCGUGGUAUAUAAUAUUGCAAAAAAUCCGGAAAUUCUUAUCAAGAUUCGUAAAGAAAUCGAUGAAGUUUUUGGGUCUGACUUUAAUGAUUAUUUCACUAUUGAAAAACUUAUAAAUUGCCGUUACACUGAAGCAGUUAUUAAGGAAUCAAUGCGUUACAUUGCACCGGCACCGUUUACAGUAAAAGUUUUAAGCUCUGAAGAAAAUAUUGCUGGAUAUAAUUGGCCAAGCGGAACCAGCUUUUGGAUAGAUCAUCAAAAUAUUUCAAACAAUCCUGAUUAUUGGAAUGAUCCUAAAAUUUUCAAUCCUGAUAGAUUUUUAAAUGAAGAUAAUACUAGCAAUGAUUUUACACUGUUUGGUGGUGGCGUCAGAAUUUGUCCUGGAAAACAUAUGGCGAUGAAUUGGUUGAAGAUCUUGACAGUUAAAUUUUAUAGUAAGUAUAAUGUUGAAUUAGUUAAAGAUGAAAAUAUAAAAUACAAUUAUAAUGGCGCGAAUGUGGUUUAUGAUUUGAAUGUUAGAAUCAGCCUAAGAGAUAUCAAC